AUGAUGUUGUUAGGAAGAUGUUUUGUAAUCUACGUUUUAAUUUUAAUGUUAUGCUUAUGUCGUCAUCAUGUUUAUAGUCUUGGUUCUAUGUCAUCUAUUGCAAUCUCGUAUGGUGAAAAAGGUUCGGUUUUUUGUGGUUUGAAAUCAGAUGGAUUGAAUAGUGUGACAUGUUAUGGAUCUAACUCGGCUAUAAUGUAUGAAACGCCUACGCGUUUUUCGUUUCAUGGCUUAACGGGUGGUGAUGGAUUUGUUUGUGGGCUUUUAAUGGAUUCGAAUCAGCCUUAUUGUUGGGGUAAUAGUGGGUAUAUUCAGAUGGGUGUGCCUCAACCUAUGAUUAGAGAAGCUCAGUACUUGGAAAUUAGUGCUGGUGAUUACCAUGUAUGUGGAUUGAGAAAGGUUAGGAAUAGAAAUGUUUCUUUGGUGGAUUGUUGGGGAUAUAACAUGACUGCAAAUUACGUGUUUGAUGGAAUGAUUCAGUCGAUUUCAGCAGGUUCUGUGUUUAAUUGUGGGUUGUUUUCGAACAAUGGGAGUGUUUUUUGUUGGGGUGAUGAGACUAGUAGUAAGGUGAUUAGUUUGAUUCCUCUGAAAAUGAAGUUUAGAAUGAUUUCUGCUGGUGGGUUUCAUGUUUGUGGAAUCUUGGAAGAGGUGGAUUCCAGAACUUUUUGUUGGGGGAGAAGCUUGAACAUUGAGGAGCAGAUUUCAGUGACACAUGUAAGUGGUGAAGGAAAUGUUGAUUUGGCUCCGAAUGAUCCUAUGAUUUCUGUAGUGGGUGGAAGGUUUCAUGCUUGUGGAAUAAAAAGCUAUGAUCAUAGAGUUAUUUGUUGGGGAUUUAUCAUCAAACCAAGCACUUCAGUUCCUACUGAGGUUAAGGUUUAUGAGAUUGCAGCUGGUGAUUAUUUUACUUGUGGAGUACUUGCUGAGAAAAAGCCACUUAGGCCUGUUUGUUGGGGCGUCGCUUUUCCUAUGUCUCUUCCUUUACCGGUUUUACCAGGACUAUGCAAGCCUUCUCCAUGCCCUUCUGGUUUCUAUGACUUUGAUCAGCAAAAGGGUCUUUGUGAGUCUCCAAAUUCUGGUCUUUGCAAGCCAUGCAGUGGUGAUUGUCCUGUUGAAAUGUAUCAGAAAAGUGGAUGCACUUUGGAAUCUGAUAGAAUGUGCGAAUAUAACUGUUCGUCUUGUUCUUCACCCGAAUGCUUCUUACACUGCUCGUCUUCUUAUUCCAAUACCAGAACAGAGAAGAAAAAUGAGAAAUUUUGGGCUUUGCAGUGGCCCGUGGUUAUCGCAGAGAUUGGUUUGGUUCUUUUCAUAUCCUGCAUUGUAAUUUUGAUAGCGGUUUUAUAUGUUCACCAUAGACUAAGAGAUUGUGAGUGUUCAGCAAGGUUUAAAAAGUCGAAGAAACUUGAUGCGAGUUCUUCCCUCCAAGAUGAGAACAUCAAUAAGAUCCGUCCGGAAAUGGAGGAGUUCAAGCUUAGGAAGGCUCAGAGAUUCACCUAUAAAGAACUGGAAACUGCAACAUGUGGAUUCAAAGAGGAGUCCAUAGUAGGAAAAGGAAGUUUUGCUUGUGUAUUCAAAGGUGUUCUACAAGAUGGAACCGUUGUAGCUGUUAAAAGGACUAUAGUAUCUCUAUCUUUUCCUCCCAACAACACGCACAAGAAUUUCAAAGAGUUUCACACUGAACUCGAUUUACUCUCGAGAUUAAACCAUGCGCAUUUGCUCAACCUUCUAGGAUAUUGUGAAGAAGGCGGAGAAAGACUUCUUGUCUACGAGUUUAUGGCGAAUGGAUCUUUGUAUCAACACCUACAUGGAACAAACCAUGUUUUGAAACAGCAACUAAUCUGGAUAAGAAGGGUAACGAUAGCAGUUCAAGCAGCUCGCGGAAUCGAAUAUUUGCACGGCUACGCUUGUCCACCUGUGAUUCAUAGAGACAUUAAAUCCUCAAACAUACUCAUUGAUGAAGAACACAAUGCUAGAGUAGCUGAUUUUGGUUUAUCAUUGUUAGGUCCUGUAGACAGUAACUCUCCACUCUCCGAGCUACCGGCUGGAACUCUCGGUUACCUUGAUCCCGAAUACUAUAGGCUUCAUUACCUCACAACGAAAUCCGACGUCUAUAGUUUCGGCGUCCUACUCUUGGAAAUUCUAAGUGGUAGAAAAGCCAUUGACAUGAUGCAAUAUGAAGAAGGGAAUAACAUAGUUGAAUGGGCAGUACCAUUGAUUAGAUCAGGCGAUAUAGCUGCGAUUCUGGAUCCGAUUCUUAAACCUCCUCAUGAUCUCGAAGCAUUGAAAAAGAUAGCUAAUGUUGCUUGUAAAUGUGUGAGAAUGAGAGGGAAAGAUAGACCUUCAAUGGACAAAGUAACAACAGCUUUGGAAAGAGCUCUUGCAGUGUUAAUGGGCAGUCCAUGCAUCGAGCAACCGAUUUUGCCUUCUGAGGUUGUUUUAGGAAGUAACAGAUUGCAUAAGAAAUCGUCUCAAAUGUCAUCGAAUAGGUCUGAAAAUGAGGAUCAAAGAUUUGAGCUUAGAGCACCUUCAUGGAUAACAUUCCCUAGUGUUGCAUCUUCUCAAAGAAGAUCAAUGUCAGAGGUAGACGGUGAUGGAAAAGUUAUAGAAGUGAAGAAUGUAGGCAAUGUUGGAGGGAUCAGUGAUGUGUUGAGAAGUUUAGAGGAAGAGAUUGGACCUGCUUCUCCAUGCCAGAGGUCGUUCUUGGAGCACAACUUCUAA
Molecule: messenger RNA, 2712 nt
Organism: Vicia faba (fava bean)
Lineage: Eukaryota; Viridiplantae; Streptophyta; Magnoliopsida; Fabales; Fabaceae
Source: the annotation of a GenBank genome assembly